Molecule: messenger RNA, 585 nt
Organism: Letharia columbiana
Lineage: Eukaryota; Fungi; Ascomycota; Lecanoromycetes; Lecanorales; Parmeliaceae
Exons: 1
Coding region: 1-585 (194 amino acids)
Biological process (GO): protein dephosphorylation; regulation of MAP kinase activity
Cellular component (GO): cytoplasm
Molecular function (GO): JUN kinase phosphatase activity
Source: RefSeq, a predicted model, not a curated record
AUGGCUUCCCAAAACCCUAACCCUCCAGUAUCUGAGAUAACACCCGGCCUCUUCAUCGGCGAUGUCGGGUCUUCAUGGAACGCAAACGGUCUCCGGCAGCACCAGAUCAAAUCCAUUCUUUCAGUGAACGACGAAGCUACCGCCAUGUGGCGCCGCGACAGUUUCACCAGUAUCAUAACCCAAGACCGCCACCUCAAGAUGUUCUGCCUCGAUUCUUCCCACCAAGACCUCCUGGUCCAUAUGCGCCGCGCCUGCGAGUUCAUUGAAACCUCACUUGCCCAUGGCGGAGUUCUGGUGCAUUGCGUACAGGGUGUCUCGCGUUCCACAACGUUUGUGAUUGCGUAUCUGAUGCGCCGGGACCGGCGCGGUUUGGACGAGGUGUUGGCGGAUGUGAAAUUGAAACGGAAAGUGCGACCGAGCGAAAAUUUCAUGAUGCAGCUGGGUUUGUGGGGUCAGAUGGAAUAUGAAAUCUGGGAAGACGAGGAGAAGAAGGUGCCGAAAGCGCCGUAUGCCAAGCUGUUGAAAGAAAAGGGUUUGACGGCGGUGCUACCUCCGAGCGCGGCGGAGAUCGCGUUUGGGUUUUAA